CGACAAUCGCUCGGCAGUACACGCCGCGCCUCCGUCGAAAGCACAUGUGUUUAAAAAAAAAACAACUGACAGUUCCAUAAACAAUACGAUAUUUUUUAAAGUGUUCAUGUUAAAUUAAAGUUUUUUUUUUAAAGAUGUCCAUGACAUUCCAUUAUUGAAUAUUGAAGCAAAACUAGGAGGAACUGAACAUUGAAGUGAUAUUCUGGAAGAAUAACAUCAUCAAAGAUUCCACCAUGACGGAAGGCACCUACGAAAGGGUGUCUCCAUUCUUGAGACAGCUACUAGCAGUGAGCGGAGUGGUGAUGUACAUGAUCGGCACAGGGGCCAACAUCGCCUUCCCAGGAGUGUUGCUGCAGCAGCUUCGGGAGCCAGGGUCGGCGCUGCGGCUUACUCCGGAACAUGAGUCUUGGAUAGCCUCGAUCCUUGGUCUGGCGCUGAUCGCCGGUAUCGUGGUGGCGCCGUUCAGCCUGCAGAAGCUGGGCCGUAAGCUGACCAACCAACUCAGCUCUCUCCCGACCCUCGGAGGCUGGGCUCUCCUAGCCACGGCUAAAGGACCUGCAGCAUUGCUCAUCAGCAGAUCUUUACUGGGUUUCGGCAUGGGCGUCCAGGCAGCAGCUGCACCAGUUUCCAUAGCUGAGUACUCUGCUCCCAAACAUCGAGGUGCCUUCCUCGCCACCAUCGCCUUCUCCUUCGCCACCGGAAUGUUGAUCGCCCACGUCUUCGGAACCUUACUGUACUGGAGAUCAGCUGGCCUGGCUUGUGGAAGUGUCUACGUCCUAUCUCUAAUCCUGGUCACACUAUCACCAGAAACACCUCCGUACCUAGCCUCCAAAGGUCUUGUAGAAGAGUGUAGGAAAUCUUUUCAUUGGUUCAGAGGAUACGACCCUAGUGCAGAAAAGGAAUUGGAGAUUCUUCUGAAUAGUCAGAAGAAACCAACAGGAACACGACGAGGGUCUAGAUGGCAGGCAUAUAGACAGAUAGUCAGGAAGCCCGAAUUUUACAAACCAACAAUCAUCAUGAUGUUCAUGUUCGUGCUGUUUCAAAUAUCUGGGAUGACAGUAGUCCCGUCCUACACAGUCCCAAUGAUGAAUGAAGUCAGUGGCGGUACCAUUGAUUCACAUGUCAGCAUGUUGAUGGUGGAUGUCGUCAGGUUUGUGACGGCCGUUCUCUCCUGCCUCGUCGUCAACAAGCUCAAUAGAAGGACAGUCCUCUUUCUUGGAAUUAACAUCAGCGUGGUGUCCCUACUCAUCACUGCCAUCCUACUCUACCUCAGAGAUUUCGGCUACAUAUCGAAUGGUUACAAGUGGACCCCAGUUGUUCCUACCCUAAUAUACAUUUUUGGAAAAACUUUAGGUAUCCUACCAAUACCCUGGGCUAUCGCAGGGGAGAUAUUCCCUCUAGAAUACAGGAGUUUGGGAAGUGGAAUCUCAGGAAUGUUCCUUUCCAUUAUGUUUUUCGUUGUGGUGAAAACGGCACCAUUCUCCUUUGAACAGAUUGGUGUCAGUGGCACUUUUUGUGUGUAUGCAGUUUGCAUUGCCAUUUGUGGGAUAUUUUUAUAUUACUUACUGCCAGAAACUAAAGGAAAGACGUUGUAUGAGAUAGAGUGUCACUUCAAAGGUAUUAAAGGUGAGAUCGGGCAGAACGAGUCUCAUGAAGGAGAGAAGAUGUUGGAACUGAAGAAUGUAGAAUGUAGAUGAAGAGGAAUGAGGGAUCACAGGAUGUGCUUUACUGCUUCGGCGCAGUUGGAGGGAGGAAUGACUUUAUUUAACACGUUCAAUGCUCCGGAGUUGCGCGUAUCUUGUGUUGGUACCGUCCAGCUAUUGUUUUCAUCUGUCUAUUGCGACAAACAUGUGUGGAACUUGAAACAAAAAGGAAA
Molecule: messenger RNA, 1876 nt
Organism: Spodoptera litura
Lineage: Eukaryota; Metazoa; Arthropoda; Insecta; Lepidoptera; Noctuidae
Product: facilitated trehalose transporter Tret1
Biological process (GO): transmembrane transport
Cellular component (GO): membrane
Molecular function (GO): transmembrane transporter activity
Source: RefSeq, a predicted model, not a curated record